Elaeis guineensis (African oil palm) is the source of this 2430-nucleotide messenger RNA. RefSeq names its product F-box protein MAX2 homolog A-like. The record is from RefSeq and is a predicted model, not a curated record. Gene Ontology annotation, biological process: SCF-dependent proteasomal ubiquitin-dependent protein catabolic process. Gene Ontology annotation, cellular component: SCF ubiquitin ligase complex; nucleus. Lineage: Eukaryota; Viridiplantae; Streptophyta; Magnoliopsida; Arecales; Arecaceae. Gene Ontology annotation, molecular function: protein binding.
UCGAGAGGAACAAGAAGAAGAAAUGGCUGGAGAAGGAGAGACUCACCUGCACGACCUCCCGGAGGCGAUACUGAGCAACUUGUUCGCGCUGGUAGAGGACACGAGGACGCGCAACCGCAUGGCGCUGGUAUGCCGCAGGUGGUACACCCUGGAGCGCUUCACCCGCUCCUCCCUCUGCCUCCGCGGCAACGUCCGCGACCUCUUCCUCCUCCCCACCUGCUUCGCCUCCGUCACCCACCUCGACCUUUCCCACCUCUCCCCUUGGGGCCACCCCUUCCUCCUCCACCACCACCACCACCACCAACGCGAACAUCCCACCGCCGAGGAGCAGCAGCAGCACCACCUCAUCGCCCUCCUCCUCUGCCGGGCCUUCCCCAACCUCACCUCCCUCACCGUCUACGCCCGCCACCCUUCCACCCUCCAGGCCCUCGCCCCCCAGUGGCCGGCUCUCCGCCACGCCAAGCUCGUCCGCUGGCACCAGCGGCCCCCCCACCACCCCCAUGGCGCUGACCUCGCCCCGCUCCUCGCCGCCUGCCCGUCGCUACACUCGCUUGAUCUCUCCCAAUUCUACUGCUGGGCCGAGGACGUGCCUCCAGCCCUCCACGCCUUCCCGGCCACCGCCGCCUCCCUCGUUCGCCUCGAUCUCCUCAGGCCCGUCGCCGAGGGCUUCCGGGCCAGCGAACUCGUCCCCAUCUCCGCCGCCUGCCCCAACCUCCGCUACCUCCUCGCUCCCUGCGUCUUCGAUUCCCGCUACAUCGACUCCGUCGGCGACGAGGCCCUCGUCGCCGUCGCCACAAACUGCCCCCGUCUCUCCCUCCUCCACCUCGCCGACCCCUCUGCCGUCUUCCCUGCGGCCCACGCCCCCGACGCCGAGGGCUUCGCGCCGCAAGAUGCCAGGAUCACCGCCGCGGGCCUCGAGGUCCUCUUCGCCGCCCUCCCGCUACUCGAGGACCUCGCGCUCGAUCUGUGCCAGAACGUCAGAGACGCGGGGCCGGCAUUGGAGACCCUCAGCGAAAGAUGCCCCCGGAUAGAGUCACUCAGGCUGGGGGGGUUCCAUGGCGUCUGCCGGGGCGCCGGGCUGCGCUUGGAUGGGGUGGCCGUCUGUGGCCGGCUGGAGUCCUUGUGCAUCAAAAACUCGGCCGAUCUCACGGAUGCCGGCUUGGUGGCGAUCGCCCGGGGUUGCUCGAGGCUGUCCAAAUUGGAGAUCCAUGGCUGCAAGAGAGUUACCGAGUCCGGGCUGAAGAAGAUGACCGGCAUGCUUCGUUGGACCCUCGUGGAUAUCGGCAUCUCCCGCUGCGAGCAUCUCGAUGCCCCCCACUCCUUGCGAGCUGUGGAGCCAAUUCGCGACCGAAUCAAGCGCCUCCACAUUGAUUGCAUCUGGGCCGGGCAGGAGCUCGAACACUUGCCUGAUAGUUCGUUGGCAGCAGCUGGGGAUGACUUGGAGUGGAAUGAGUUGGAGCAGGAUAUUGAGCUGGAGGCGAGCGAAGAAUCCGAUGCUGUCUUCAUCGACUUCCUGGACGUAGAGGAUAGUCCUGGUGAUAGCUUGACGAUGAUGUGUAGGCGCUCGGAAGCAGCAGGCGACCAUAGGGCUGGCAAUAGUUGUAGCAGAAAUGGAAUUGGGGCUUUUUGGUGCAGGGAAUGGAAGCAGCUGCGCCACCUCUCGCUAUGGGUGCCUGCUGGAGAAUUGCUGAUUCCUCUGGUAGAUGCUGGACUGGAUAGCUGCCCAGAGUUAGAGGAGAUAUGUAUCAAGGUCGAAGGCGACUGCCGGACAUGCCCGAUGCCAUCCCAGGAGGUAUUCGGAUUAAGCUCCCUCGCUUGCUAUCCCAAGCUUUCAAAGAUGAAGCUCGACUGCAGGGAUGUGGUUGGUUAUGCUCUGACCGCACCCACGGGUAGGAAGGAUCUGAGCUCAUGGGAGAGGUUUUAUCUCCAUGGGAUGGGAGAUCUGAAUCUUUGCGAUCUCGACUACUGGCCACCGCAGGACAGGGAUGUGAACCUGAGGAGCCUCUUCCUUCCAGCAGCCGGCCUGCUACAGGGGUGCAUCACCCUGCGCAAGUUGUUCAUCCAUGGUACCGCCAACGAACACUUCAUGAGGUUUUUCCUGGCGAUGCCCAACCUUAGGGACGUGCAGCUGCGAGAAGACUACUAUCCAGCGCCGGAGUAUGAUAUGAGCACGGAGAUAAGAGUUGACUCCUGUAGUCGCUUCGAGGACGCUUUAAGGAGACGCCCCGUUCCUGACUGAUUAUACAAGAAAUAAAGCCGUCCACUCCCACCAGUGUGGUAGAUAAUGAUAUCAUCAAAUAUCAUGUAAAUUUUCAAUUUUCUUAUGAAUAGUUAAUUGCAGUGCCGGACCUGAGUGAUCUAGAGCAGUCUGAGAUUCUGUCCCGGCAACCUUUUAAUAAUGGUUCUUCAAGUAAUCAUUGGCAAUUUCCA